Molecule: messenger RNA, 1512 nt
Organism: Arachis duranensis
Lineage: Eukaryota; Viridiplantae; Streptophyta; Magnoliopsida; Fabales; Fabaceae
Product: probable arabinosyltransferase ARAD1
Exons: 3
Coding region: 1-1512 (503 amino acids)
Molecular function (GO): glycosyltransferase activity
Source: RefSeq, a predicted model, not a curated record
AUGAUUGAGAAAAAUGUGUCCUCAAUUAAUGUCAUUGUUUCUAGAAAGUCAUUACUUUUGUUAUUCACAAUGACAUCAACCUUAUUUCUAAUGUCUUGGUUCUUUGUUUUGGGUUCCACAAGUCAACCUCAAUCCAUUGACAUCGAGUUAAUACCCAAUUCGAGACGUUUCUCGAAUAAUAACAACGACUAUGCUACGUGGACACCAGAAAAAUAUGUCGAGCCCUCGGUCGGAAACCGGGCAAUCCUUGUGAAUAGUAAAGAUGCAUCAUCAUCAUCAUCACAAGAUUCAUAUGAUGAAGGUAAAUGCAACAAAAAUAAUGAGGAAGUUGUUAUCAAGAUUUUCAUGUAUGAUUUACCAUCAAAGUUCCACUUUGGACUCUUGGAUUGGAAAGAGAAGAAUAGUGUUUGGCCUGAUAUUAGAGGAGCAAUACCUGGUUACCCAGGAGGAUUGAAUUUGCAACAUAGUAUAGAGUUUUGGCUGACAUUGGAUCUACUAGCUUCGGAAAUUCCUAAUGCUCCAAAGGCUAGUUCUGCUGUUCGAGUUCAUAAUUCAAGUGAAGCUGAUAUCAUAUUUGUGCCCUUCUUUUCAUCUCUAAGCUAUAAUCGCUACUCCAAGAUCAAUCAACAUGGACAAAAGAGUAGGAAUAAGGUACUACAAGAAGAGCUAGUGGAGUAUCUGGCAGGGCAAGAACUUUGGAAGAGAUCAGGGGGAAAAGAUCAUUUGAUUUUGGCCCACCAUCCCAAUAGUAUGUUGGAUGCAAGAGUGAAAUUGUGGCCUGCAACUUUCAUACUUUCAGAUUUUGGAAGAUAUCCUCCAAACAUAGCCAAUGUUGACAAGGAUGUCAUUGCACCCUAUAAACAUGUUAUCAAUUCCUAUGUCAAUGAUACUUCCACCUUUGAUUCUCGUCCAACGUUACUCUAUUUUCAAGGAGCAAUAUAUAGAAAAGAUGGAGGCGUUGCACGGCAAGAGCUAUUUUAUCUCUUAAAAGAUGAAAAGGACGUACACUUCUCAUUUGGAAGCGUUCAGAAAGAUGGAAUUCAGAAAGCCACCCAAGGCAUGAGAUCUUCAAAGUUUUGCCUCAACAUCGCCGGCGACACUCCUUCCUCCAACCGCUUGUUCGACGCCAUUGCCAGCCACUGUGUCCCCGUCAUCAUCAGCGACGCAAUCGAGCUCCCAUACGAGGAUGUUCUCGACUACUCCGACUUUUGCUUGUUCGUUCCCACAAGAGAUGCUAUUCAGGGAAACUAUCUCAUAAAUUUGAUCAGGAAUGUUACCAAAGAUGAGUGGACCAGAAUGUGGAACGGGUUGAAAGAAGUGGAAGCGUUCUUUGAGUUUCAGUUUCCAUCAAAGGAGGGUGAUGCUGUUCAAAUGAUUUGGCAAGCAGUUGCACGUAGAGUUCCUGCUGUAAGAUUGAAGAUGAACAAGUCUAAGAGAUUUUCUCGCUGUCCUUCUACUACUACCUCUGAUAUAGUGGAAAAGUCCAUACAUGUACCAAGUAAUUUUUGGUGA